Messenger RNA from Ectocarpus sp. CCAP 1310/34, 1386 nucleotides. Lineage: Eukaryota; Phaeophyceae; Ectocarpales; Ectocarpaceae. The record is from the annotation of a GenBank genome assembly.
GGCACUGCCCGAACUGAUAGCGGUAUUCCCAGUAGCGUAUGCGGUGAUGCCGCUCCGGAUUAGUUGGAGCGGUCUGAUCUCGAGUUUGCCCGGUAACGUGUUCGUUGCUGCCGUUCGGGGUCAGUGGGAGUGGUUUCAUUUCUUUUUCGGUUCUGACUUUCGUCUGUACGCUGGAUCUGCUUUUACCCAUGUUCCAUAGGUGCGGCGGGAUUUGUGUGUUCCACCGAGUAGCCACCAAGAGCUGCGUGGUCGUCAGGGAGGGCGACACUGUGGGAGGAGAGAGCAGCAGUAGGCCGGACGUGGAUGGCGCCCUGGUGCGGGCUGUUGAGGUCCCUGCUGAAGGUGCGGGUCGUGGGAGCAGAGGAGAGUAUCCGCUACUCCCGAGCCGGUUGCUAUAUCGGUUUGUCCCCAUUAAAAGGGCGUGUAGGAGGGGGCACGCGGAGGCGGUGGAGUUCUGCCGCCUGCACCCCAACAGCAUGGAAGGAACACAAGACCGGGAGAUGGCCUGGAGGUAUACAACACCAAUGUCUGCUGGGGCGGGUCUGGAGACAAGGCCGGAGCGGGAAUGCCCGCGGGUUGUACCCGCAAGCACGGCAGUGGCCGUGGCUGCCUUCUACCAAGAGCGGGAAGGGGGCAGCGAACAUCAAGGCGCGUGGGGUACCGCGUGCACUCUACAUCAUCAGCUGGCGGGGCCCGGAAAUACGUAGCUGUGGGAUGGUGGAGUUCAAAGACACGAGAAAGCCGUCGUGUGCCUGUCUGCUACACCGCUACACCGAGGAACGUCGGGACGCCGAGGGACGUCGGGUGUGGGCGGGUGGGGAGGGAAGCAAAACGGACCAGCCGCGCGGUGGAUUUCCGCGGGCACUAUCUUCAUUUUGGUUGGUACCGGAAUGUGUUUUAUUUUGUAUUUUUUUCUGAUUCUUUUGUAUGUGGCGUUUAGCAGUAAAGGGCGAUAACUUGUAUUGCACGUGAAUAGUCGCAAGUGAGGCGCUGUUGCGGACUUGCAUAGAUCGCUGUUAAUUGCUUGUUGAAAUCCAUGGGUGUUUCCGCCGCCACAUGCUCGAGUUUCACGCGUCACCGCUUGUUUUGUGUUCCCUGUGUGGCCUGUGUGGUUGCAGAAUAAGGGAGGGUGGCGCCGUGCGUGUUUUUUUGUUUUGGAGAGUGUAAUGCUCGGAGAGUCUUGCGCCCGGCCUGUAGAUAUUCUGCAAUGUGACAGAGUUAUGGUCGUCCACUCAGGUCGUCCACUCAUUAUUGAGGUGGAACUAUUUCGGUCUUGCAGUUAUUGGAUGACGGAGGGCGUUGCCUCUUGGGUGUUGUUGGACUCUCUUUACGGGAGGAGUUUGGUCAUGUUUCCACGAUGUUGCAUGUACCAUGUGUCUGAUUUGU